Messenger RNA from Salvelinus fontinalis (brook trout), 6656 nucleotides. RefSeq names its product sperm-tail PG-rich repeat containing 1 (gene stpg1). Gene Ontology annotation, molecular function: chromatin binding; histone binding. Gene Ontology annotation, cellular component: female pronucleus; male pronucleus; germinal vesicle. The record is from RefSeq and is a predicted model, not a curated record. Gene Ontology annotation, biological process: epigenetic programing of male pronucleus. Bases 175 to 1155 code for a protein of 326 amino acids. Lineage: Eukaryota; Metazoa; Chordata; Actinopteri; Salmoniformes; Salmonidae. The transcript has 9 exons.
CUUUGCUUUCCGCCAAGAACGUUUACUCGCUGUCAUGGCAACAUAUCAUAUGCGGAAACAUUGUAUCCUCACUCAGAAAUGUGUUUCUGGCUACUGUGACAGCAGUUUGAUUGUCAGGCGGUGCAAAUGCAUCGGGCACCUGUCCCUCCAGUUGUGUUGAAUGUCUCUUAGCUAAUGAUGGGCAAAAUACACAAAGGAUUGAAUGACAGCUGCAAACUUCCAGGAUACAUAUCAUCAAUACCCACCAAAUACCAAACAGUGGUGAUAAGCAAUGAGGAUAAGAAAGGGUUCUUGUCACAAGCUAAGAGGUUCCUUUCAGAAGACAGUCAGAAUGAAAAUCCAGGGCCAGGCACAUAUAUGUCUCACAGGCCUGCUGAAAUCAGCAGCCCCUCCUUUUCAAAGAAAGGUACAGGAGGCUUUGCAUCCCAGGCUGUCAGAGUUCCCCGUAACCCUCAGAGAGGUAUCCCAGGACCAAAUGCCUAUAACCUGCAGUCCUCUCUGAUCCACAAACACAGCUUCGGCAGGGGAGGCUCCAGAACUUUCCGACUGCCAGUGGCUGUACAACAUGAUGGCCCUAAGAACAAGACACCAGCCCCUAAUCAAUAUCAUGUGUCUUUAGAUGGGGUAAAGCCAAACACGUUAGUGUCCGCUCAAUCAGUAUUUCUGUCAAAAACUGGACGGAGUUCUAUGUGCUCAAACACUCUAAAAGGACCAUCGCCAUGUCACUACAAAGUCAAUGAUGCCAUAACUCAGAAAUGCCCCAAGGUUCCCCUCUCCUGCUUCAAGUCCAACUCUGUGAGGAUCCAGUCCCCUGUGAAUAACCAUGUCCCAGGCCCAGGCACCUAUAGUGCCUACCUGGCCCCAGAGCCAGUCAGGAGAACCAUCCUACCGAGGAGACAUUACCUGGGAAUAUCAGCUCCCCCUCUGAUUCUUCUGAAGAACCCUCCCCUGCCUGGCCCUGGGCAGUAUGAUUUAGUGAACUAUGGAGACCCAACCAAGCACUUCAUGUCCAGUGCCGUGUUUGUUUCUGGGACAAGCCGUUGGACCCAGGAUGUGCGCGGCCAAGGAGUUCCAGGGCCAGGUUACUAUGAACCAGACACAUCAUCAAAGCGGUCUUUCUUAUACAAUUACUCCAACAACUGGAUUCCAGCAUGAAGCACUUGAGGCAACUCACAUUGCUUUUGUGUCGGUGUUUUUGCAUGUGUUCACACCACACUGUGCAUAUAUUUACUAGUGUACUUUAUGUGAAAUUGUAUUGUGGUUGAGUGGCUUGGUGUGGGAGUUUGUUUCUGCAUGUGAGGAAGGUUUUGUACAAUGUUUUCAUGUGCAUUCCAUGUACUGUACGCAUGUGUUUCACUGUGACUAAAGAGAAGGAUACAAAUCACUUCAUAUUCCCAUCUAUUCAGUAAUUGUAUUUCCAAUACAGUGUCUUCAGAAAGCAUUCAUACCCCUUGACUUAUUCCACAUUUUGUUGUGUUACAGCCUCAAUUCAAAAUGGAUUACAUACAUUUUUUCCCACUCCCAUCUACACACAAUACCCCAUAAUGACAAAUUGAAACCAUGUUUUUAGAAAUUUUACCAAAUGUAUUGAAAAUGAAAUACAGAAAUAUCUCAAUAUUCACACCCCUGAGUCAAUACAUUGUAGAAGGACCUUUGGCAACAAUGUUAGUCUUUCUGGGUAAGUCUCUUAAGAGCUUUCCACACCUGGAUUGUGCAGCAUUUUCCCAUAAUUAUUUUCAAAAUUUUGCAAACUCUGUCAAAUUGGUUCUUGAACAUAGCUAAACAACCAUUUUCAGGUCUUGCCAUAGAUUUUAAAGUAGAUUUAAAUCAAAACUUUAACUCGGCCACUAAGGAACAUUCACUGUCUUCUUAGUAAAGAACUCAAGUGUAAUUUAUUGUCCUGCUGAAAGGUGAAUUCAUCUCCCAGUGUUUUACAUUUCAGUCAUUUAGCGGACUCUCUUAUCCAGAGAAAUUAGGGUUAAAUGCCUUGCUCAAAGGCACAUCGGCAGAUUUGUCACCAAGUUGGCUCAGGGAUUCAAACCAGCAAUCUUUCAGUUAUUGACCCAACUUUCUUUACUGCUAGACUACCUGCUGCAAGACUGAAACAACCGACUGAACCAGAUUUUUCUCUACGAUUUUGUCUGUGCUUCUCCAUUACAUUUCUCUUCCCCCCUGAAAAACUCCCCAGUCCCUAACGAUUACAAGCAUACCCAUACAUGAUGCAGCCACCACUAUGCUUGACAAUAUGGAAAGUGGUACUCAGUAAUGUGUUGUAUUGGAUUUGCCCCAAACAUAACACUUUUGUAUUCAUGUUUUGUACUAUUACAUUAGGGCCUUGUUGCAAACAGGAUGCAUAUUUUGGAAUAUUUGUAUUCUUUUUUUCUUCACUUUGUAAAUUCGGUUAGUAUUGUUGAGUAACUACAAUGUUGUUGAUCCAUCCUCAGUUUUCUCCUAUCACAGCCAUUAAACUCUGUAACUGUUUCAAAGUCACCAUUGGUGAAAUCCCUGAGUGGUUUCCUUCCUCUCUGGCAACUAAAUUAGGAAAGAUGCCUGUAUCUUUGUAGUGACUGGGUGUAUUGAUACACCACCCAACGUGUAAUUAGUAACUUCACCAUGCUCAAAGGGAUAUUCAAUGUCUGCUUUUUUAAACCCAUCUACCAAUAGGUGCCCUUUUUGUGAGGCGUUGGAAAAUCUCCCUGGUCUUUGUGGUUGAAUCUGUGUUUGAAAUUCACUGCUUGACUGCGGGACCUUGCAGAUAAUUGUAUGUGUGGGGAACAGAAAUGAGGUAGUCAGUCAAAAAUCAUGUUAAACACUAUUAUUGCACAGAAUGAGUCCAUGCAACUUAUGUGACUUGUUAAGUUCAUUUUUACUCUGGGACAUAUUUAGGCUUGCCAUAACAAAACGGUUGAAUACUUAUUGACUCAAGGCAUUUCAGCUUUUCAUUUUCGUAAACAGUUCUAAAAACAUAAUUCCACUUUGGCAUUAUGGGGUUUUGUGUGAAGGCCAGUGACGAAACAUCUCCAUUGAAUAUCUUUUACAUUUUUUUAUUUUAAUUAAUUGAUUUUGAAUUCAGGCUGUAACAGAACAACAUUUUGAAAAAAUCAAGGGACAUGAAUACUUUCUGAAGGCAUUGUAUCCUUAAGAAGAAACAUGUGUAAGCAUGUUUUGUGUCCAGUAAUGUAGAGAUGAUGGACAGUAAUGGUAGUCCGUGACAACUGCUAGUGCUAUCAUUGUCAGCGGUACACCCCAAUAACAGCUGGGCACACGAGACAACAUAGUCAAAGCAACUGUUGGGGACGUGCUGUGGGGUGGGACACUUGGGAGUGGGUCUGUAUGAGGGAUGGGACACUGAGGAGGGGGUCUGUAUGUGAACAAUGUGCCUGAGCAUGACACAGAGAUAACUUUUAAACCAAAAGACAAAUGGCUGUGUCAGUCAGUCACUCCCUUAUCCCCUCUCUCACUUCAUUGAAAUGUUAGUACACAGUGGCACGACAACCCAUACCCCCAUUAUCCCUUGUCUCCUGUAUAUCAGUUAGUAGUCCCCAUUAGUGGUUGGUUUACAUGAGAAAUUAGCAUGUGCCAGUCCCUUUGACAAGUAGUCUCAUGUUCUCAGUAUUAUGUCUGGAACCUCUGUGUGGUUAUGCCUCUGGUGCAUAUUUCAGGGCAUUUACAUCAUCAGUGGCCCAGAUCAGGUUCUGCCUGCCAAAGCAGUUUCGACCAUCAUAAUGAGUUACAUCUCAGCCUGUUUUGUCUGCCAGAUUGAGUUACACUUGGGACACUUGACCACUGAACAAAUAUGUCAAACUCUAUUACACAGUCCCCACUGGGCACACACUAGUGAAUCAACAUUGUUUUCACAUAAUUUCAAUGAAAUUACGUUGAACCAACGCGGAAUAGACGCUGAAUUGACGUCUGUGUCCAGUGGGUCAUACUGCAACAGAACUUUAAAAUUGUGGUUACAUAUACAGUACCAGUCAAAGUUUGGACACACCGACUCAUUCCAGGGUUUUUCUUUAUUUUACUAUUUUCUACAUUGUAGAAUAAUAGUGAAGACAUCAAAACUAUGAAAUAACACAUGGAAUCAUGUAGUACCCAAAAAAGUGUUAAGCAAAUCAAAAUAUAUUUUAGAUUCUGGAAAGGUAGCCACCCUUUGCCUUGAUGACAGCUUUUUACACUCUCUGCAUUCUCUCAACCAGCUUCACCUGGAAUGCUUUUCCAACAGUCUUGAAGGAGUUCCCGCAUAUGCUGAGCACUUGUUGGCUGCUUUUCCUUCACUCUGUGGUCCAACUCAUUCCAAAACAUCUCAAUUGGGUUGAGGUCAGGUGAUUGUGGAGGCCAGGUCAUCUGAUGCAGCACUCCAUCACUCUCCUUCUUGGCGAAAUAGCCCUUACACAGCCUGGAGGUGUGUUUGGUCAUUGUCCUGUUGAAAAACAAAUGAUAGUCCCACUAAGCACAAACCAGAUGGGAUGGUGUAUCGCUGCAGAAUGCUGUGGUAGCCAUGCUGGCUAAAUGUGCCCCAAAUUCUAAAUAAAUCACUGAUAGUAUCACCAGCAAAGCACCCCCACACCAUCACACCUCCUCCUCCAUGCUUCACAGUGGGAACCACACAUGUGGACAUCAUCCAUUCACCUUCUCUGCAUCUCGCAAAGACACUGCGGUUGGAACCAAAAAUCUCUCAUUUGGAUUUAUCAGACCAAAGGACAGAUUUCCACUCGUCUAAUGUCCAUUGCUUGUGUUUCUUGGCCCAGGCAAGCGUCUUCAUCUUGUUGGUGUCCUUAAAUAGUGGCUUCUUUGCAGCAAUUCGACCAUGAAGGCCUGAUUCACGGAGUCCCCUCUGAAGAGUUAAAAUCAAAUCAAACUUUAUUUGUCACAUGCGCCGAAUACAACAUGUGUAGACUUUACCGUGAAAUGCUUACUUACAAGCCCUUAAUCAACAGUGCAGUUCAAGAAAGAGUUAAGAAAAUAUUUACCAAAUAAACUAAAGUAAAAAAUUAUUAAAUGUAACACAAUAAAAUAACAAUAACGAGGCUAUAUACAGGGUCCUCAUGAUAGCACCUGAUGUUUUUUGCGACUGCAAUUGUAGAAAUUUUACGCAUUGACUGACCUUCAUGUCUUAAAGUAAUGAUGGACUGUCGUUUGUCUUUGCUUAUUUGAGCUGUUUUUCCCAUAAAAUAGACUUGGUCUUUUACCAAAUAGGGCUAUCUUCUGUAUACCAUCCCUACCUUGUCACAACACAACUGAUAUGCUCAAAUGCAUUAAGAAGGAAAGAAAUUCCACAAAUGUACUUUUAACAAGGCACACCUGUUAAUUGAAAUACAUUCCAGGUUACUACCUCAUGAAGCUGGUUGAGUGUAUGCCAAGAGUGUGCAAAGCUGUCAUCAGGGCAAAGUUGGGCUACUUUGAAUAAUCUCAAAUAUAAAAUAUAUUUUGAUUUGUUUAACACUUUUUCUGUUACUACAUGAUUCCAUAUGUGUUAUUUCAUAGUUUUGAUGUCUUCACUAUUAUUCUAUAAACCCUUGAAAAGGUGGGUGUAUCCAAACUUUUGACUGGUACUGUAUAUACAUAUUGAUGAAAGCAAGCACUUUAAUAUGGCUUCCAGCGGACCAUCUGCUAGUGAGUUAUCAGUUGACGAUUUUUCCUGGCCACUCUGCAUUCUCCUCUACUGAUACCACGGCAACUGUAGACUUGGUUGACUCCCACGCUUUAACAGCUGCAUAUAUAUUCAGACCCUGACUUCAAUAUUCUGUCUGCAGAAGCACUCCUUGUAAAACCAAACAACAGUUUAUAAGGCUUUCACUCCCAAACAAAGCUUCUGUCUGAGCUCCCUUUAGUUUUGAGAAAUGAACGUGUUUUUUUUAUUCCUCUGGUCUUCCACUGGUAUGGGAAACUGCUAGGAAGACUGUUACAUCCUGUAAAAUAAAAAUCUUUUAGAGUAGGCUUUAGACCAGGGGUGUCAAACAUGCUGCCCGCAGGCCAGAUCCGGCUCUCGCGGAGGUGGUCCAAUUUGGCCCGAUUUGAGUUAAAAUCAUUGUAUUUAAAAAAUAUUAAAAUAAUAUAAUUGGUUGUGGGGGAAACAUACUCUAUAGUUUUAAAUGACUAAAACCAAAUCGAAACUGUGUAGAAAUCAUAAUGGACCUACAUUCAUACAACAACUACGUCAAUUUUGACGGCGAGGAAAUACAGCCAGACCUCAUUGAAGGCCGAAUGCAGCCCGGGGGGCUAGAUUAGUUUGACACCCCUGCUUUAAGCCUUUAGGAAGCUUUGUGUUAUGGAGCUAGCUCCCGGUGACAGAAUUUCCUGACAUUUAAACUAUUGGCUCAACUAACUGCUCUUGUCUGAGGCCACGGGUGUUGUAAUUGUAGUUCUACAGGGGGCAGAGACACUGAAACACAUACCUCUGUGGUUUUAUGGGAGCUGUCUGAGGUUUAUUACAGUUUGUACUCAAAUUUGAGCAAGUUUAAGCGUGUUCAUUCAAAAGAGCCCUCCCUUGAUACAGCCUUUUGUUGUGAGAGAAGAUAUGUUUGUGCAACGUUUUGCAUUUGUGUGUAUUGUGAGAUCAAAAUGUUUAUUUUCCCCUUUCCCCAUGUACUGUAUAGUGAUUAGCUGUGUAGUGAGAAACCUGCCUGACCCUUAAAAUAUUUAUGAUUUAACACUGA